AAUCAAAACCAUACGAAAAAGAAGAAGAAGAAGAAGAAGAAGAAGGUGCGUGAUUAACGAGCGAGCAUCCACCCACACGAGGCGAACCUUUGAGGAAGACCCGGAACAGCGAGAUGCCGGCGAAGCGGACGAGGAACACGGGGAAAGCCCACAUGAAAGCGCUCCUGAGCCGGGAGAUGCGACACAGCCGACUGGCCCUCUUCAUUCAGCAGUUUGAAAAAGAAGCACAGGAGCGCAUGAACGAGUUGGACGGCCGGAUGGAGAACAUGUUGGCCACCGUGGACAAGGUCUUCAAGGUUGAAUUGAUGAAGAUGCCUCCUUCUCUUCAAAAAACGCGCAUAGGGGAUCUGAUAAGCGAGGAGGAAAUCUCUGCAAGUGAGGUGUCGAUUGCCAUGAAGAAUGAGUCCCUCGAGAUGCAGCAGCCCCUCAGGAGGACGCACAGCAAAAGAAUAAAAUCGACAGAUUCAUCUCUGGGUCAGUCCAGCCCGGUCCAGAGGUCCUCCUCCAAGGCCUCUAAGGGAGGAAAGGGGACAAAAAGGACUAGGACAUUGGUCAACAGUAACAGCAAUGGAAGUCUCCGGAAUGCCUCAGCCACCACCAAAAGAACUCAAAGCUGCCUGACCAAGACCAAUGACCAGACCACCAAGGCAAAGUCCAAACUGAGGUCCGUCGUCUCGGCUGGUGAUCUGCAAUGUUCCUUGGCAGGUUCUGCUGCGCACAUCUCCGUUACCACAGGACAGGGACAGACCGUAUGCUUCUCUGAAGAAACCAAGGACGAAAUCGACUUGGACGUGCUGGAUGACGUGGCGUGGUGCCAGAUUCAGAAGCUCACGAGCCUGAUGGACUAUCUGUCGAGGCAAAAUCGCUGCCAGCCAUGACGAAGGAUCUACUGUCGACAAGCAUGGCUGUUAAUUUCAUUGAAUUUGUUUUUUAUAUAUUUUUUAUUUAUAAUAAAGCUUAUUUAACCACUGUGUACAAAUUUAAGUCUGUAAAAUAAAGACAUGCUUUUCACAAG
Molecule: messenger RNA, 1015 nt
Organism: Pungitius pungitius (ninespine stickleback)
Lineage: Eukaryota; Metazoa; Chordata; Actinopteri; Perciformes; Gasterosteidae
Gene: cdca9
Product: cell division cycle associated 9
Exons: 10
Coding region: 114-878 (254 amino acids)
Biological process (GO): mitotic sister chromatid segregation
Cellular component (GO): chromosome, centromeric region; chromosome passenger complex; spindle midzone
Source: RefSeq, a predicted model, not a curated record